Molecule: messenger RNA, 417 nt
Organism: Trypanosoma rangeli
Lineage: Eukaryota; Euglenozoa; Kinetoplastea; Trypanosomatida; Trypanosomatidae
Exons: 1
Coding region: 1-417 (138 amino acids)
Source: RefSeq, a predicted model, not a curated record
AUGUUCAUCCGCAACCGCCCUGCGACGUCAAUGCAACGAAGAGAGCCGUUGCUUGGGUGUGGCGCCGCACUGCGUGUUGGGGCGCUGGCAAAGCAAAGGACUCCCGCCCCUCCCACGCAUCUGCUGCGGCGCACAGGCGGGAAACACCGGCACAUCGCCCCCAAACAACCGGGCACUGCACCCCGGCACCGCCUCCCUGCGGUGGCAGGCCUCAUCCUGAACGCCCCCGUUCCGGUCAAAGCGAGCCGUGUGCUGCACGGUGGCGUUGGGCCCGAAGACGCAGCUCUCUUACAUCUGCAGCGCGGGGUGGCGGCCGCACGGGCUGCAGUUGCGGCAGUCCGCUGCUGCCUCGUUCUUGCAGACGAACCAUCACGCCUUGGGCGUCACGGGCACAUUGGCGAGGGCCGCCCCCACUAG